AUGCUGCGACUGCGACUGCUGCGACGCCCCACAGCAGCGCGUCGCGCGCGCGUCCUCUCGGCCGCGUCCGUGUACACGGAUCAACGCGCACCUCUGUUCUCGUUCCUGAAGCCGUCGCAGGCGCUGGUGAAGUCGCACACGGAGACGCGCGUUGUGCCCUUUUCGUGCGCCGAAAUGUUCGACGUGGUGGCCGACGUCGAGCGCUACAGCGACUUUUUGCCCUUUUGCGUCGAGUCGCGCGUCCUGCGGAGACCAAACGAUAACGUUAUGGAGGCGGCGCUGCGUGUGGGGUUCAACAUCUUCACCGAGUCGUACACGUCCCGCGUUCUCAUGAUCCGACCCAAUAAGAUUGCAACGAAAGCAAUCGACUCGCCGACGUUCAAGCGGAUCGAGAGUGAGUGGAUGUUCAAGCCGUGCAGCACGCCUGGAAGCUGCGAGGUCGCCUUUAGGGUGACAUUCGAGGUGUCGUCGUUCCUGCACGCGAACGCCAUCCAGCUGUUUUUCGAUGAUGUUGCCCUCACUCAGCUGAAUGCGUUCAUUGGUCGUGCGCGGAAGACGUAUGGGUCAAAGCCGCGGCCGAUUCCUCAGACACCUGCAAAGGAAGAAUCGACUCCACUGACGACACAGUCUGCAGCAAAGAACUCAGCAACCAAUGCGACUGGCUCGACUGAUUCGACCUUAUCAGGCAAUGAUGAGCAAUCGUCGGUACAGGAGACAGAAGCUAUGGUAUCGCGCCGCACGAAAGGUGGUAUUUCCUCACAAACUUAUAGAGAUUUAGGUGAUGUGUUUGACGAUUACGCCGACAAGAACGGCAAACUGUACUACGGUGGGUUCAUGGCAGCUUGUAUGGCACUCAGUGACGAAUACGAAGAUAUGAAGGACGUCAGUGAAAGUGCUACGCUAGCGGGGGCAGUGUUUUCCAGCUUUGAGACACACACGACGCCGAAGGAUUGGCUCACGCUGGAUGAGUUCGUCGUUGGCGUGUACCUGAUGACGAAAGGCACGUUUGAGCAAAAAGCCCACAGCCUUUUCGAGAUUGUGAAUGCAACGGGCAAUGGUAAAAUCACGCGCGAGGAGCUCACGCUUGCCAUGCAACGCCGCAUUCGUGCCGUGAAGAAGCUGUUUCCCAAGCUGCUUCGCGACCAAGUGCAGAUUCAAAUGGGGAACGGGCAGAGCGAAGAGCUAUCGUCGAUUCAAGAUGCCGCCGUGGCGAACGGCGUCAAGGCUAUUGAGGAGUUGAUGGAGACGGUCGAGAAGGACAUCCCUCUUGCCGUGAAUCAGAUCUUUCGCGAAGCUGACCUCGACCAGGACGACUACAUCCGCGAGGAAGAGUGGAUGUUUGCGUGGCAGGCGCACCCGGAGUUUGUGGAGUUGUUGACCAUUGACGGUAUGAAGAAAAUGGCACAAUGGGCUUCGGUCGUUCAAGAGGCCAGCAUCAAGGGUGACCACAAUGAUGAUGACAAGACGAAGCCUUCUGGUCAGAGUCUAGACACGAGGCUUAUGCAUGUGGACUGA
This is a messenger RNA of Hyaloperonospora brassicae, 1515 nucleotides long. The record is from the annotation of a GenBank genome assembly. NCBI's taxonomy places the organism in Eukaryota, Oomycota, Peronosporomycetes, Peronosporales, Peronosporaceae.